Messenger RNA from Oncorhynchus keta (chum salmon), 2418 nucleotides. RefSeq names its product tyrosine-protein phosphatase vhp-1-like. The coding region runs from base 332 to 1954 and encodes 540 amino acids. Gene Ontology annotation, biological process: negative regulation of MAPK cascade; protein dephosphorylation. Gene Ontology annotation, molecular function: protein tyrosine/threonine phosphatase activity; MAP kinase tyrosine/serine/threonine phosphatase activity. Lineage: Eukaryota; Metazoa; Chordata; Actinopteri; Salmoniformes; Salmonidae. The record is from RefSeq and is a predicted model, not a curated record. The transcript is spliced from 5 exons. Gene Ontology annotation, cellular component: cytoplasm.
CAUCACAUUCAAUUGUACUAUUCUUAGCUUGUAGAAACAGCAUUACCUCAUCCUUUCCCCCUCGCGCAGGUAUAGCCAUACAACAACAAAUAAUGUUACAGUCGCAGACAGGACAAGGAACAGGACGAGAGUAGAAGUCAAGAAAGAGAGAGCGAGCUCUAUACUCUACUUAUUAUUAAUUAAGCAUAACAUAUAUUUUUGCAUUCUUAAUCCAUUUUCUUUGAGACCAUUCGGGUUGAUUAGAUCGAGUUAUUUGGUGUGCAAGUUGAUUUGUGCGAUAUUUCCAGUAUCUUCGUUUGGAGUGAAAAUCGUCGCUACACAAAGGACAGAGAUGGUGUUCCACAGGGAGAGAGAGAACGGCACACGCGAGCGUCCACCGCUGUCUCUCAUCCUACCGCAUCUUUACCUGGGUGCAGAGACGGACGUUACGCAGGAUUGCCUCGACGCCCGCGGGAUCUCAUACGUGCUAAGCGUGAGCCGCUUCAGCCCGCAGCCUACUUUCCUUCCCCGUUCCCAGUACCUUCGCAUCCCAAUCGAGGACUCUCUCCGAGACGACCUGCUGCCCCAUAUCCCGGAGGCACUGCGUUUUAUCGAUGGGGCUAUGUCAUCAGGUGGAUCUGUGGUAGUUCAUUGUGCUGCAGGAAUCUCUCGCUCCCCUGCCCUGGCUGUGGCCUACAUUAUGUACAACCUGGGGAUGGACCUUGACCAUGCCUACAGGUUUGUGAAAGAGCGCAGGCCUUCAAUCUCCCCAAACUUCAAUUUCCUGGGUCAGCUACAACACUUCCAAGGAACCCUCACUCAGAAAACCUGUAAUGGCAACCCCACUAUCCAGCCAAUCAGAUCACUGGACACAUGUCUGCAGCCAAGCAAUGAAAACAUUAGCGGCGGUUCCUCUGUCCCCCUGUCAGCCAAUCAGAUCAUGAAUAUUCACGACAAUGGCUAUGUUGCUAAGGACUUUUUAGAGGUUGCUAAAGUACAUAAUAUGUACAAUGAGAAUUCCACUUGUAACACAGAGAAUAUAGAGCAAAGGUCCUCAUAUUCAGGUGAAACUCAGAGUUUAUCAGAGAAGCCACAGCAAGACCAGAGGAGCGUGCUGUCUCUCUCCAGAAAACACAAAACGCUCACUCUCAACCUGAACCAUAACCGGAACCAGAGGGAGGCCCAGAGCCCAUGUGGAGCAAUGACUCCAAGCCCCAACGAACCAGCGACACCGACACCAAAUUCCAACACACCACAAAUCCCAACAGGCAUUGCAUCUCACUCUGAGAAGCGCAAGAGCCUCACCCUCUCCCUGUCUCUCGUUUGUGCAAUUCCCCCAACUCCCCACCAGAAUGAGCCAGAAAGCAGCAAUAGGCACAGCAUUAGCCACAAGCCAAUGCAGUCCAGCGUUUCUAACACCAUCCACAAGAGGGAGUCAGAAGGCACCAGUGGUUCAAAAAGUCACGGUAGAAAGCCUUCAACGAUGGCCCUUUCCUCCUCACAGACAGAUGUACAACAGAGAGAGAGGAGCACAUCCUGUGUCAAAGCAGCAGGUUGGCCCAAUCGCUACUCCUCCCAAACCCAGGCAAAGGUAGAGAGAGAGGGAAGAGGCCAGCCUAAAAGAGAGCCCAGCCGCUGUCGGAGCGUGAAGAAGGGGAGGCCUAAAUCGACUCCAAAGACAGGGAAGGACCACAGCAAGGGAAGAGCAGAGAGGGAGACACUAACAGGGAGCCUGAGCAGCAGUUCUGUUUUGAGCCAGCACAGUAUUGUAGUUGACCAGCAGGUGUCGCCAGCAGCUAAGCUGUCUGCAUCUGCAGUGAGGGCUGAGGAAAGAGUGGAUGCCGAACAGGGCCUCCUGUUUCCUCUCAACCUGACUGUCAACAAGCUUCUGGGCUGGGGGGAGAAGAUGCUGCUGGGGGUGCUGUUUGGCCCCCGGAUCAAAGUGGAACCGGCUAUUCUGCCCUAUAGGUGCUGAUGCAGUAAGAGACCGUUGGCGGGGACAGAGAGAGGGCUGAUAAAUGCCAGGAGAUUGAUUUUGUGUGUGUGUGUGUGUGUAUAUGUGUGUGUGUGUGUGUGUGUGUGUGUGUGUGUGUGUGUGUGUGUGUGUGUGUGUGUGUGUGUGUGUGUGUGUGUGUGUGUGUGUGUGUGUGUGUGUGUGUGUGUGUGUGUGUGUGAGAACAGAGAACUGAACUCCAUGUAUAAUAUUUGUCUGCCCAUACCAAGUUUACAGUCCUCUGAGUGAAUGCUUUGUCCUAUAAAUGCUCAUUUAUUGUUGACUUCCUUCAAAAGCACUAUGUAUAUUACAAAUAGGGCGGUUUAUGCCUCCAACACAAUGCUCAUGGAUUAAGGCUUGAUCAUGUUGAUUUUUAUUUAUUGAUUGAUGUGAAUUAAGUGAUCAGUUUAUUGUUGUUAUUUAUAAAAUGAAUAUUUUGAGGAUGG